This is a messenger RNA of Helianthus annuus (common sunflower), 2946 nucleotides long. Its product is annotated as conserved oligomeric Golgi complex subunit 5. Gene Ontology annotation, cellular component: COG complex. Bases 351 to 2846 code for a protein of 831 amino acids. Gene Ontology annotation, biological process: intra-Golgi vesicle-mediated transport. NCBI's taxonomy places the organism in Eukaryota, Viridiplantae, Streptophyta, Magnoliopsida, Asterales, Asteraceae. The record is from RefSeq and is a predicted model, not a curated record. The transcript has 3 exons.
UCUCCGUUGAUUCUUUUUUAUCUCUCCUGCGAGCGUCUCCGGCACCGUCUUCCUCCAUCGAAAACCGUCAACAACUCGGCUCUUCAAACGGACACUCUCUAUGUGUUAUCUCUCUACAUCACCACCAUCAUUCGGAUUUGAGUAGUUGCAACAGAUCUCCGGUUGCCCAUCGUUAUCUUGUCUAAAAAGGUGCAGCUGUUUACUGGUGGUGGAAAAGUCGCCAAAAAAAGCGGGGAUGUUAUAAAUAGUAAAACAUUCAAGUCGUCUCGUCUCGUCGGUGCUUACCAGUUAGUAACCAUUCAUUUCUCUGUUAACCCUCUCCGGCGAAAAUCUACAUCUCCCCGGAAAAUAUGGCAUCUCCGGCGGUCUGCCGUACAUCCAUACAACGCGUAUCCACCUUCAAAGACCGAACCACCACCACCACCGCAACACCGUCGUCAUCUACCGGUACAUCCUCUUCCUUAUCUCUCUUAGAUUCCUUCGCAUCCGAUCCAAUUUUCUCCAAAUUCCUCUCCUCCGAUUUCAACUCCACACAAUUCUCCUCCGACGCACUCUCCUCCGGCACCGCCGCUGCUCGCGCGGAGAAGAUCCAGGACGGCAUCCGCCUCCUCGAAAAACAGCUCCGGUCCGAAGUCCUUAACCGCCACGAUGACCUUCUCGCGCAGUUAUCCUCCGUCAAGGACGCCGAUUCGUCACUCGCAUCCAUCCGUUCCGCCGUUUCCACUCUCCAAUCCUCCGUCCGUCGCAUCAGAUCUGAAAUCGCCGAUCCUAACCGUCAGAUUCGGUCGAAAACGGUUCAACUUUCUAACCUACAUUUCACCGUUGAUCUGCUUCAAUCGACGGUCAGAGUUCUUCGUCUGUCGAAGAAGCUUCGAGAGGUGAUGGCGGAGCCUGAUGUGCAGAAACUGGAUCUGUCUAAAGCGGCUCAGUUGCAUAGUGAGAUAUUGCGGUUGUGUAAUGAGAAUGAUUUGUCUGGAAUUGGUGUGAUUGAUGAGGAGUUGAAGUUAGUGUUUGAAGCAGGACAGAGGUUGAGAUCCGAAGGAAUGAAGGCGUUGGAACGAGGACUUGAAGGAUUUAAUCAGGCGCAGGUUGGGGCGGGAUUGCAGGUGUUUUAUAAUUUAGGUGAGUUGAGGUCGACGGUUGACGGUUUGAUUAAUAAGUAUAAGAGUCAGGGUGUGAAGAGUGUGAGUGUUGUGCUGGAUAUGAAAGCGAUAUCUGGUGGCGGUGGUGGUUUUGGUGGUCCUGGUGGGAUACAGAGAAGUGGUACGCCGCAGAUUGGGAGUGGGGGGAAGGCGAAGGAGGCGUUGUGGCAGAGGAUGGGUAGCUGUAUGGAUCAGUUGCAUUCGGUUGUGGUUGCGAUUUGGCAUUUGCAGAGGGUGUUGUCGAAGAAAAGGGAUCCGUUUACUCAUGUUUUGUUGCUUGAUGAGGUUAUGCAGGAUGGUGACCCUCUCUUAACUGCUCGUGUUUGGGAAGCAAUUGUCAAAUCAUUUGCAAACCAAAUGAAAUCUACUUUCACCGCAUCAAGCUUUGUUAAAGAGAUUUUCACUGUCGGCUAUCCAAAACUCUUGUCUAUGAUUGAAAAUCUUGUUGAAAGAAUUUCACGUGACACAGACGUUAAAGGGGUUUUACCUGCUAUAACAGUAGAAGGUAGAGAUCAAAUGGUUGGUGCCAUUGAAGUGUUUCAGACAGCUUUCUUGGCUCUAUGUUUGAGUCGGCUAUCUGAUCUUGUUAACAGUGUAUUCCCCAUGUCAAACCGCGGUAGUGUUCCCUCUAAAGAACACAUCUCCAGAAUUAUAUCGCGCAUUCAAGAAGAGAUUGAAGCUGUUCAGUUAGAUGCACGCUUGACCCUUCUUGUCCUGCGUGAGAUCUCCAAAGUCCUGCUUUUGCUAGCUCAACGAGCCGAGUAUCAGAUAUCAACAGGCCCUGAAGCCCGCCAAAUAUCGGGCCCUGCAACUCCUGCCCAAGUGAAAAACUUCACCCUCUGCCAGCAUUUACAAGACAUUCAUGGAAGCAUAUCCACCAUGACAAAAGGAUUACCGCCAAUCGCCUCAGACAUCUUAUCCCAAUCACUCAACACUAUAUAUGAAGUCGCCUGUGAUUCCGUCACAUCCUUAUUCCAAUCCAUGCUCGACUGUCUCGAGUCAUGCAUUCUCGAAAUCCACAACCAGAAUUUCAGUGCAACCGACAACAACUCGUCAUCUUACAUGGAAGAAUUACAAAAACACAUUUCUCAUUUUCGUACAGAGUUUUUAUCAAAACUAUUACCUUCAUCAGCCAAAGUCAUCUCAAUCGGGACUGAAACCAUCUGCACCCGGCUCGUCAGAAGCAUGGCUUCUCGGGUUCUAAUAUUCUUUAUCCGACACGCAUCUCUAGUACGGCCUUUAUCCGAAUCAGGCAAGCUCAGAAUGGCCCGAGACAUGGCUGAGCUGGAACUAGCCGUGGGUCAGAACUUAUUCCCAGUUGAACAACUUGGUGCACCGUAUCGGGCUCUUAGAGCAUUCAGACCCGUUAUAUUCCUUGAAACGUCACAACUUAACGGUUCACCGCUUCUUCAAGACUUGCCACCGAGUGUCAUACUUCAUCAUCUUUACUCUCGAGCUCCCAACGAGUUGCAGUCCCCGAUGCAGAGGAAUAAACUUAGCCCGUUACAGUACUCGCUAUGGCUCGAUUCACAGGGUGAGGACCAGAUCUGGAAAGGUAUAAAAGCGACUCUUGAUGAUUAUGCUGUUCAGGUGAAGGCAAGAGGUGAUAAGGAAUUUAGUCCAGUUUAUCCUCUCAUGUUAAGUCUUGGGUCUUCUAUAACCGAAAAUAAUGUUGUUUCUAGGAAAUCCAAUACAAUAAACUAAGACAUGGGGUUUAUAGUGUUUUCUUUUAUUAAUUUUGUGAGAGAAAAAAACUUAUUCGGACAAAUUAAGGUGUUAUUGAACGAGGUUUUCAUUUAUAAUU